GGGGGCGCGGUGGGGGCGCUGUGCCGGUGAGUCACGGCGAGGAGGUGACGGUUGGUGUCGGUGGGUGUCGCGAGGUCAGGGUUGGGUCGGGUGGCGCGGUCGGCCUUGGCGAUGGACGUGGACGGGGCUGUGGCGGCGCUGGGCGGCGGCGGCGGCGGCGGUGAGCGGGAGACGGAGGAAGCGCUGCAGCAGUUCAACAAGAAGAAUAGUCGAACGUUCACAUUUGAUCUAAUGGAGGAAGAAAAGAGAAAGAAACUAUGUGACGAAACACUGAAAAUGCUGCAGACGAAUUUGGGGCCUUCUUGUCAAGCCACUUGUUUGGAAACCAUCCGUAUCCUGUCGAGGGAUAAGAAGAUUUUGGCUCCUGUAACUACCAAGCCAGCCAUGCUUACUCUACUAAAAUUGGCUGGAUUAGAAUACACCCAAACCCCCGUGCAGGAGAUGUCAGACUUUGCUGUCAUUAUUGAGGCUUUAAAAUGUCUGUGUAACAUCGUGUUCAACAGUGAGACGGCGCAGCAACUUUGUGUGGAAUUUAAGGUUGCCGCUGGAGCUUGUGAGCGUUUAAAGAUGCACAGAGACAAAAACAUGGCUCAAGAGAUUAAGUUCUUUGACGUACGUCUCCUUUUCCUGCUGUCUGCCCUGCGGAUGGAUCUCAGAGCUAAGCUAAUGGAAGAAUUGCGAGGACUGCCGCUGUUGAUAGAUGUCCUUGAGAACACACUGAAUAUCAGAUGGUCGGAUAAGUAUGUGGUGGCCACUGAUCAAAGUGAUACUCCGUUGACUCAAGAGCAGAUGGAUUUUGCUAUGGAGUCACUGAAAACGCUUUUUAACGUCACCUAUGACUGCAACCGACAAGAAGUCGAUGAAGAUGCAGCUCACCAACACCGCCAUCUUACUGCCAUUCUAUGCCAUUGUUUAUUGGCAAAGACACAAGCUGAAGACAGAACAGAAGAAUUUCACAGCCACACAAUCAAUCUUUUGAACAACAUUCCAGUGACAUGCCAGGAUGUCCUCUUCAGCCCCAACAUACAAAAUGGAAUAGUCAGUUACAAUGGGAAGAAAAUGGAUGCCGUUGAAGUUUUGUUAGGUUUCAUGGAAAAGAGAAUAGACCGGAGUUCCAAUUUAAGAGAAGGGGUGACUCCAGUUUUAAGCCUGAUGACAGAAUGUUCCAGAUGUCACGCAGAUAUGAGGAAGUACAUCCGUUCAAGGGUGCUGCCUCCUUUAAAAGAUGUAACAAAUAGACCUGAAGUUGGCACUACAGUUCGAAAUAAGUUAGUACGUCUUAUGACCAACAUUGAUACUGGAGUGAAGCAUACAGCAGCAGAGUUCCUUUUUGUGUUAUGCAAAGAGAAUGUUGACAGCUUGUUAAAGUACACAGGUUAUGGCAAUGCUGCAGGGCUGCUUGCUGCCCAUGGCUUGCUGGCAGGAGGGAGAGGAGAAGGUCAAUACUCUGAUGAUGAAGACACUGAUACUGAAGAGUACAAAAGUGUAAAAUCUUUUAUUAACCCAAUCACGGGACGUGUUGAAGAGCCAAUGCCCAAUCCAAUGGAUGGAAUGACAGAGGAACAGAAAGAAUACGAAGCAAUGAAACUUGUCAAUAUGUUUGACAAGCUUUCCAGGGAGCAGAUAAUUAAGCCAAUGAGAGUAAAGCCAGAUGGCACAAUGGGUCCCCUGGAAGAAGCAGUUAAUGACUACACCAGCGAUCACAAUUCCUCUUCAGAUUCAGACUAAAAUGCCUCGUCUUCCAACUGAACAUCUUCAGGAACCUAUAGCAACCAUACCCUUCUUUUCUGUUGUACCACUACAAGGUGUAUUCACCAAAACAUUUCCAGCUUGAAAUGAAGAUAUUAGUACACUAGUUUGUUAGCUAUGCAAAAAAAAUGAGGGCUUGCAUUUUCUAAUUUUUGUAUUGACCUCCUCACAAUCCCACUUUGUGGUACUUUAUGCUGUCACUUGAAAAAAUUGCUGAAAAUCUGAAAUUAAUGGUUUAGGUAUUCUCAAAUUAUCCUGAAGCAACUGAAACCAGAGCUUGGUGGGGUAGGAGGAUAGGCAGAUAAUACAUUAUGGGAUGUUUCCCUUUAAGUGCAGAACAGAAAGUUCUCUAGGAUUUGCAAACUAUGUUUAGACCCCUGGGAAACUGUGCUGUGUUUCAGAAUUUAUACUGCAGCCUUUUUGUUGUGAUAUUAUAGAAACUUCAGCUGCUUCCCCUAGUACAUUUAAUUUUAUCAGCAUGAUGAAACCAAUCCCAAGAUUAAUACAGAAUCCAAUUCUUCAGCUGGCAAAGUAAUGUUUCACAUAAUGACCUUAUUAAUUGUGAGAGUAUUGGUAUACAUUGCCAUUAAUGUAGUUUUGCUUUCACAAGUUUACCACAGCAUUUACCUUGUACAAAAGCAACCUUUUCUGAAGCAAACUGCUUUAUGAAAAGGAAGGUGAACAACAGGGUUAGAAUUUGAUGAAAUUUAAUUUCAAAAUCUGUACAGAGAGCAGCAUAUUAAUGCAUAUUAUCAAUUGGUUUGUGAGCUUGAUCUGUACAAAGUGGAGAAAGCACCGAACAAAGGCUAGGUACUAUCUGUCUGGGGAAAUUAAAUAAUUUGAAUUGAAUUACAUAUUGAAAGCUAAGGUAAGGGACCAGUUGGGUGAUGGACUGGGCUUUCACCUUUGUAACUUAGCUUUGAAUCACAACGAGACAAAUGGAGAAAAAGCACAUCUCUUGUGCAUCUGUCUGUAUAGGUUCUAUGUGAAACGAAUAUUAGCACGUCUCAAUCUGGUUCCAAGCCAUUAUGCAUUCAAUUCUAAAUUUACUGUUAAUGUAUUUCUUACCCAAAGGGAGAAAACGUCAGUGCUGAAGUAGAGGUUCAAUUCUGUAUUUGUGGUUGAAGCACACUGAGGAAUAGUAAAUGGGAGUUAAAAUUGUAGAUUAUACAAAGGAGCUAAGGUCUCAGCUUUGAGUUGGUAAACACAAGUGUUAGCAAGGGAAUGUGGUGAACAAGAUUGUGUUUUUAGCCAGAGUGUAGGCAGCUUUGGUGCUUUUAUCACACAGAUGGGCACAACUUCAUGGUUCGUAAAACUUUCUCUUAGUAAUUUGUUUCAAUCCCCCCAAAUUCAAUUUGGUAUUGACAUAAUUUUUUCCUUUUUUAAAAAAAAACUCGACAAUCUAGAAGUUUCUAGAGUCAUUCUAGAAGUUUCUUUUGACAUAUCCCCUUGCCCCAUACACAGUGACCCAGUUAUAACUUACCCCAAUAUAGUUCAGUUUCACCCAUAGUGCGGUGUCCCUGUGAACCAGACCCUAAUGUGCAGUACAUCCAGUUUCUGGCACCAACUAACUGGUUUCCUAUAUUGUACUGGAAAACUGGCCAAGCUACUGUCAGGAAAAUACCUUGAACAUCACUUCCUGUGCAUUGUGUCCAGGAACUGGCACUGCUUCUUGCAAUUUACAGUUUACAGCAAAUUGUCAGUGGUGCUUUGUCAUUAGGAGCAAUGUGCUGACUGGGCAAUUGGUCAAUUUGUCCCAGGUGACUGAUAUAAUUAAAGUUGUAUUGAAGCUUUUUUUGCUCUAGUUCAGUGAAUGUGCUUAGAACUACAAUAACCAUGAGAUUCCUAAGAGAAUUUAACAACUCCUCAGAAGGUGCCUCUCUGUGUAAAGAAUCAUUGCCAGUUUUGUAUUUAAAUCUUUAUCACAGAUUGCAUGUUCAGAUACCAAAAAGCCUUGAUCUAGAUUAUUAAAGUUCAAAUUGAUUGUAGUAAUCUGUAACUAGAAUACAAAGGUAACUUAAAGCCUUGUUUUUUGUAAAUUUAUCAUUUUUGAUUUGAAAUGAUCAAAUUACUGUUGCUGUUCAAUUUAAUAAGCACUUUAGUUUUUAUAUUUCAGAUGAAUAUUUUGAUUGUCAGUAAGUCAAAUGGCAAGCUAUUCCUGCAUUUUCAGAUCCAGUGUAUUGUUUAAAAUAAGAGAUUUUGCCAUACAUUCCUGGCUAAAUUGAAUGGUUAAGUAGUUAUAGAAAGGGAAUAGCACUUACUCAAUGGCCACAAUUUUAAUCGAUGAGCGCGGUGACUUGUUUUAUUCCAAGUCAUUUGCAACUGUUGCAUCUAGAUUCUAGGAAAUUGAUUUUUUUUAUAAAAGAAAAGAUAUCCAGAUAGGUUGAAACAAAUCCUAGUAGGUACUGAUUUUUUUGGAUCCACUGUUUAUCCUUUGAAGAGUUAUGAUGGUAUGUUGAAUAUUGACAACUAAAAAAUAUCUAUAAAAAUCAAAAAUUAACCACUUGAUCCUGGUUGGAUUGAGUUCAUUUCGACGUUUUCACUUAGUUUCCGUACUCCACACUCUAAUAAUAAUCCCUCCAAAAAAACAAAAACAAUAAUAAAUUGGUCAUUUUCAAUACACGACUGUUUGUGGGACAAUGCUGUGCGCAAUUGGCUGCUGCGUUUUGCCCACAAUAUAUGGUCAAUUCGCUUUACAGUCUUCUGUGAAGCGCUUUGAGAUGUCGAAAAGCGCUAUAUCAAAUGCAAGGAUUAUUAUAUUAUGUUCACCAUGCUUGAAUAUUCCAAACCAGAGUUCCAUGAAUCCCACCUAAACAUGGAUUUUUUUUCAGUGAAUAGCACCAAACUCAUAAUCGGUGCUAUUCAAAUCCUAUCCAGCAAGUGUAUAUUCUAAUUGUAAAACAAAGAAAAUCGAUGUUUGUAAAAUGUAAUAAUGAAUGAAAGUUGCUAGCUGCUGUUCAUUGAUGUUUAAUUGGAUUUUUUUUUCUGUUGCAUGAAGAAAAUAUUGUUUUGGUGAACAUAAAAUCUUAACUAUUGGGUAACAGCAGCUGCAAAAUGUUCUUGGUUCCACAGUUCAUCAAUUAAAGAUCUUGCUCUGC
Callorhinchus milii (elephant shark) is the source of this 4847-nucleotide messenger RNA. It is a transcript of the gene ric8b, whose product is annotated as RIC8 guanine nucleotide exchange factor B. Gene Ontology annotation, molecular function: guanyl-nucleotide exchange factor activity; G-protein alpha-subunit binding. The coding region runs from base 112 to 1728 and encodes 538 amino acids. Lineage: Eukaryota; Metazoa; Chordata; Chondrichthyes; Chimaeriformes; Callorhinchidae. The transcript has 10 exons. Gene Ontology annotation, cellular component: plasma membrane; cytoplasm. The record is from RefSeq and is a predicted model, not a curated record. Gene Ontology annotation, biological process: G protein-coupled receptor signaling pathway.